GGCUCUGAAGAACCCUUGGAAAUGGAUCGCUCGUCUUUAAAAUGGAAACGUACCCUUGAGGGUUAGCUCAGAGCCAGCAGCGGCCCGGGGCCUCCUGAAGCCUGAUGUUCCAGAACCCCAGGGCCCGUCGGCACGGAGAGAGGGCACGGGCCCCAGGCCAUGGUCACCCUCCUCACCGAGAAGCUGCGGAACCAGAGCCUGGAGGACCUCGGCCGCAAGAGCUACGAUGCCGGCCCGUAUUCUGCCCAGAAACCGAACACAAGUGGCCACUUGUUCCCUUCUGAGACCGAUGAAGACAAGCACCCCUGGAAGGUCAUCGGUGGAGGACAGCCCGUCGGAAGCCAGGGGGCCACGGGCCCUGCCAUCCCCUUCCCUCCGGGCCCCUGCGGCCCGAGCGCCAGCCUGGGUGCGGUCAGUGCCAGGGACCUCAGGGACGGCGCAGGGCCGCCCUCCGCACCGCCCACCAAGCGACACUGCCGCUCCCUGUCGGAGCCCGACGGGCUGGCGCGCUGCCGGUCCCCGUGGCGCCCCGGCGGCUCCAGAGUCUGGGCUCCUGUCUCCAAGAGGCGGUGCCACAGUGGCGGGAGCGCCACGCUGCAGGCCGGGAGCGCCUGGUCGCCGGGCCGAGCCCUCCCCGCUGCCAGCUCCGCCUCGCCCCCCGCGCCCCGGCCGGCCUCGGCUUUGGCCAGCAGCGGCCUCCCGGCCCUGGGCCCGGCUCGGCGACCCGCUGGACCUCGCUUGCCCUCGCCGCGCCGCCGCCUGUCCCUGUCACAGGAGCGCCUGUUGCCAGUGGAUGCGGCCCCACCCUCAGCAGGCAGCACGCCCGCGUCCACGCCCGCGUCCACGCCCGCGUCCACGCCCGAGCUGGGCCGCUGCCGGGGCCUGCUCCGCUGCCGCUCUCAGCCAUGCGUGCGCGCAGGCGGGAAGGGCCAGCGGAAGCGCAGGCGCGAGGAGGAUGCGCGCUGGCCGCGCCCGGCCCUGGACUUCCUGAAAAUGACGCGGACGUUAAAAAAUUCAAAAAGCCUUUGUUCGCUUGAUUACGAAGACGAGGAUGAGGAUGGCGCCCGGGUGAAGACAGCCGUGUCCUCCCCGUGUGACCCGCACGGCCCCGCGGGCAGCGCUGCGCCCGGCCCCGGCCCCGCCAGCCCCAGCCCGGGGGUCUGGCGGGGGUGGGUGGCCGGUGGGGGCGGGAGUGGCGGGGACCCGAGUGACUGGGACAGCGCCGGGGAGGAGGGCGUCUUCCCCGCGGGCCGCGGCGAGCUGGACCUGGAGCAGAUCGAGAACAACUGACCGGCAGGCCGCGGGGAGCCCCGGCUCUUGCCCGCGAGCGCGCUGUUCGAACUCCAGGUGUCGCUUUGAUGCAGCCUUUCCUGGAGAAGCGUUCUGCAUUUUUCCGGCCUUUCUGGUUCCGAGAAAGCGUCUCUAUCUUGAAGUGAAUUUUCGUGAGGGCAUUCUGUUAACAGGGUCUGUGCACAGACCCUGGGGUGGGUUUGUGUUCCUUUGGUGAAAUGCCUACUGUGAAGGGCGCUGUGCGUGGUUCAGCUGCUCGCAAACACCGGGCGCGUGGCCGGCCCCUCUUGGACGCGGUCAUCGCGUGCUGGGCUCUUUGGAGCAGGGCCGCGUCGCUGAGGACUUGGGACGGGCCGUGAGGACGUGGUCCUGGCAGCCCUGCUCUGUCGAUUCAAUA
Molecule: messenger RNA, 1687 nt
Organism: Physeter macrocephalus (sperm whale)
Lineage: Eukaryota; Metazoa; Chordata; Mammalia; Artiodactyla; Physeteridae
Gene: FAM53A
Product: family with sequence similarity 53 member A
Exons: 4
Coding region: 160-1290 (376 amino acids)
Biological process (GO): protein import into nucleus
Cellular component (GO): nucleus
Source: RefSeq, a predicted model, not a curated record